Molecule: messenger RNA, 1175 nt
Organism: Mytilinidion resinicola
Lineage: Eukaryota; Fungi; Ascomycota; Dothideomycetes; Mytilinidiales; Mytilinidiaceae
Exons: 1
Coding region: 300-881 (193 amino acids)
Source: RefSeq, a predicted model, not a curated record
UCGCUACCUCCACUCUAUGUUCGAGCCCCGCAUUGACAGUUCAUGUGCGGCUGAUUACUGCUCUGAUAUCUUCUUCCUUUUUGCCCAAACUUUCAGUCGUGAAGUUAUUUAACUUCGAGGUUGCCCUCAACCUGCGUAUCGCCGUUACCUUUCUAUUCCUGCCACUUGUUAACGAUCUUUUAUCCCGAUACCCUGCCAUCUACAGUUUGUUCUGGCAGUCCAUACUACUACUUUUGUAGCUUCUUUACCCAAUACAAUACAAGCCUACUUUAGCCUACAUCUACCUAAGUUCGCUGAAAAUGCCGGAACACAGCUUACAGCAACAAAGCUACGACCAGCACAUCGGCAUGCUGCGUGCGAUCAUUGCCGACGACCACUUUGGCGGCCAGAUGUCAAGCAAAAUCGUCGACGCCUGGCUCGAAGGGUUGAAACCCAGCAGCCGCAUUCCAUUGCCACCAGAAGUGCAAGGCUUUUACGGCGGCAGCGUCAAAGCCUCACUGCCCAUCGAGGUCGCGCGCGCAUCGUACAAAUUUAUUGCGCAUGAAACGACCGACAAAGAGAAAGUUGCCAAAUACGCACUGCGGAUGCUCGUCGCGCUGUCGGUACUCGACAUUGAUCAGGUCGCCCAGGACGAACCGAACUUGGCGGCGCUCGCGCUGUGGCAUAAGGCGCUGGCGCUCGUGCGGCUCCCUGAUAGCGUCGAUAGGCUCGCUGACACGUUUCGUCGCUAUGAAGAGGUGCGGCCGAGAUCAAAUUUAUCUGAUAGUAAGUUGCCGCAGCCGGAGCGGCUUAAAACUCGCCUGCACAGCGUCGCGGAAGACCUUGAGAAUACGAGCGCUUCAAAGUGGCUGGGUAAUUGGCGGCCGAAAGACUCGGGUUGACGACAUGAAGGGGAUGGUAAGCGCGAACCUGGUGGACGGAAUCGAACCGUCUCAAAUCGACAUCGACUUCGACUUCGACAGCGCGAGGUCCUUGCGGAAUCAGGUGACAGGAAUAGCAAGCCUGAGCCAGAGUCGGGAAACUUGCUUGCGAUGAAGGGUUGGUGCAACGAAGAUUUCGCUUGUGGUAGAAGGAAUUAGGCAGGGCUGCGGAUGUGCAUAAAUUAGGUUCUUAGGUCUUGCUACUACCUCUGCCGAAAGAUAGAUUUCGUUAAUGCAUAUGUGAGAGAAGUGAAG